Molecule: messenger RNA, 7188 nt
Organism: Rhineura floridana
Lineage: Eukaryota; Metazoa; Chordata; Lepidosauria; Squamata; Rhineuridae
Gene: PPARD
Product: peroxisome proliferator activated receptor delta
Exons: 9
Coding region: 704-2032 (442 amino acids)
Biological process (GO): regulation of lipid metabolic process; positive regulation of transcription by RNA polymerase II; negative regulation of inflammatory response
Cellular component (GO): nucleus
Molecular function (GO): RNA polymerase II cis-regulatory region sequence-specific DNA binding; nuclear receptor activity; zinc ion binding
Source: RefSeq, a predicted model, not a curated record
GGCGGGGAGAGCUGUGGCUGUCGGGCCGGGUUGGGGUUUUUAAUGACAAAAGUUCUUCGCCGAGCGUGGCCGAGGAGUGUGCGUGGUUCGUUGCCAGCAGUUGUCUUCUACUUGGGACUUCCCUCAUGCUGACAUGGUAACUACAGGCUGGCUCUCACUAGGAGGUGAAUGGAGACAUCUGGUCCAAAGAGGAAGUGUGUAAACCUGAAUGAAGAAGUGGGGGAGGGAACAGAACAGGCGUACAAGUUCUGAAUCACUCUGGGAUGACCUGUCUCAGUUCAAAAGAGGAAGAUGCCUGCACCCUGACCAUAACAUGGGUCUGAAUAAUUGGUCCAUAACACCACAUCUCUGGAUUUUCUGGUGACUCCCUGCUGCCUCCAGGCCCAAGUAGUUACAUACAACCCUGUUCUAAAACUGUACUGAGAAAGGGCAAAGAACUUGAGUGCAGUUAUGAAGCAGUAGCUGUGCUAUUUUCUUGGCCAGCAAUUCCAUAAACACUCAGAGCAGGUGGUGGUGGCAGAGGCGGAGCAACAGAGAAGUACACAAAGUCACAUGCUCCUUUUAGAUGCUGCAGGCAUUCUGUCGAAUUCUCCUUGUGGGCUAGCAGGAAGAGCCUGAUAGGGGCCCAUUUCCAGACAGACGUGGAUGAUGCCAGAGCUAUGACAGGGACUGCAGUCUUGGCACUUAAGGGUGGUGAUCAGUUAUGGAACAGCCAAAGGAGGAAGUACCUGAGGUCAGGGAAGAGGAGGAGGAAGAGGAAGAGGCACUAACGGCAGUAGGUGGAACUUCAGACACAAGUGAAGGACCAGAUAAUUCAGCACCUUCUAUCAGCUACACAGAUCUUUCCCAGAGUUCUUCUCCUUCUCUGUCAGACCAACUCCAGAUGGGCGGUGAUGAGGCAACUUCAGGAAGUCUGAAUGUAGAGUGCAGGGUCUGCGGUGACAAGGCAUCGGGGUUCCACUAUGGAGUGCAUGCAUGUGAGGGUUGCAAGGGCUUCUUUCGUCGAACAAUCCGUAUGAAGCUGGAGUAUGAGAAAUGUGAGCGGAGUUGCAAGAUUCAGAAAAAGAACCGAAACAAGUGCCAGUACUGCCGCUUUCAGAAAUGCCUCUCCCUGGGCAUGUCACACAACGCUAUUCGUUUUGGUCGUAUGCCAGAAGCUGAGAAAAGAAAGCUGGUGGCAGGACUGACGGCAAGCGAGAUCAACUGUCAGAACCAGCAGGUGGCUGACCUGAAAGUAUUUUCCAAGCACAUCUACAACGCCUACCUGAAAAAUUUCAAUAUGACCAAAAAGAAAGCACGAGGCAUCCUGACGGGAAAAGCUAACAGUACUCCACCUUUUGUGAUUCAUGACAUGGAUACCUUGUGGCAAGCAGAAAAAGGUCUGGUGUGGAAACAGCUGGUAAAUGGGAUACCACCAUACAAAGAGAUUGGUGUCCACGUUUUUUACCGCUGCCAGUGCACAACCGUGGAAACUGUGCGGGAGCUCACAGAAUUUGCCAAGAGCAUCCCUAGCUUUGUCAACCUGUAUCUUAAUGACCAAGUGACUCUGCUGAAAUAUGGGGUGCAUGAGGCCAUCUUUGCCAUGCUUGCCUCGAUCAUGAACAAGGAUGGACUCCUGGUGGCCAGUGGGAAUGGCUUUGUGACACGUGAGUUCCUGCGCAGCUUGCGCAUGCCCUUCAGUGAAAUAAUGGAGCCCAAAUUUGAGUUUGCUGUGAAGUUCAAUGCCCUGGAGCUGGAUGACAGUGACCUGUCUCUGUUUGUAGCUGCCAUCAUCCUGUGUGGAGAUCGUCCUGGCCUAAUGAACGUUAAACAGGUAGAAGAGAUUCAAGACAAUAUCCUCCAGGCCCUUGAGUUCCACCUGAAGGCCAACCACCCAGAUACUCAAUACCUCUUCCCUAAACUGCUGCAGAAAAUGGCUGACUUGCGACAGUUAGUGACUGAGAAUGCGCAGCUGGUGCAGAAGAUCAAAAAGACAGAGACAGAGACUUCUCUGCACCCACUCUUGCAGGAAAUCUACAAGGACAUGUACUGAGGAACCUAUAUUUAUGAGAGAGGUUAAAGCCAUGGAAUUCAGCAAGAUGCUUUGUACAUUAGCAAAGAAAUCCCCUGUGUCUUCCAUUCCUUCUACUGGAAUUGCUUUUUCUAUCUUAUUGCUGCAUACUGUACAUAGGGGGAGGGGGUGGACAGCAAAGGACUUGGCAUCUACCACGUGAUGGUAGGUUAGGGCUUCCGUUAACAUACACUAAGUGAAACUUAAAGGCACAUGAUAAGCUAAAUAUCUGUUGCUACAGUACAGCUGUUACACUGUUCCAGAGCAGCUGAUGUGUUUACACCUUGCAAAUACAUUUGAACGGUGGGUUGGAUUGUUCUGUUGGACAACACAGAUUUUCUCCAUACAAUCAGAGCAAGCAGUAGCUUGUCUGGCGGAUACAGGAACAGCGCUUACAUUAUAUAUCCGUUGUAUAUUAUUUUUAUUUUGCACUCUGAAUUCUAGCUCAGCCCUCAGAUGUAAGUUCUAGGAUGUUACAAGGAAGGGGCACGUGUGUUUGUGUGUGUGUGUGUGUCUGUGUAUACAUAUCCAAAGAAACCUCCAAGUGUUUGAAGAAGGGUACGAACACUCCUUGUGGUGACACUUUGAGGGGGAAGGGCCUUUGCUUAUCUCCUCAGUGCAUAGAAACGCCUUUUACAUGAAAGGCCAUACCUCCUAUCCUCCAUACUGGGCUCUUUCUUUUUUUCUUUCUUUGGGUCAUUAUACAGUGCAGUUUGUUGAAGCCCCUUAUGAGUAUGUAUGGCACUUGCUGACUUACUGAAGAGAAACGGGCUUCUUUUUCCGUUCCUUGCGCUGUGCUCUAGCACUUGCCAAAUAAUGGAGUUGGGCCUAACCGGGGGUGAGGGUGGAAUUUUGCUCUUGGAUGAGACCUGCAGAAAGCCCAUUUGCGUCCUUCCAGAAUAGAUUCAACACUCCACAAAGUCGGGAAAGAAGAAUCAUUAUAAGCACUUGAGUGUCUCCUUGCCUGGAGUGGAUAUAAUGCGGAUUUUGCUCUUAAAAGGGCAUCAUACAAUCCACUGUGAGAUCAAGGUGAUACAAGGAUGUUAGUCAAGACAGUGAUGAUUACUUUUGUUGUUUUGAUGUACCUCCCCACCCCCUGCUUUGGUCUUCCUGGUGUUCCCAAACUGCCCAAGAUAUCUGAAGGAAGACUCUUUAUGUGAAUUGCAACUGUGCCUUUCCAAAAGCACAUAUAGCACAACUUGCUGGUUUUGCCCAUUGCUUUCCCCACCGUCAUAAUAAAAGUGAAAGCAAGAACCACUGCAGAAGCAAACAGCAUUUCAUCACCUCCCCCUCAACAUUUCCUCCCCAAAUGGCCAAUUUAUUCUGUGUUUUCCGAGAAAGAUCAGGUUACAAAAUAUUAGAGCUCCUUUUUCUCUUCCUGAGUUGGUCCUGCUUCAGCCCUUAAGGAUCUCACCAGAUACACCUUUUCCUGUUGUCAUUCACUUUGAACAAUUCAUGUCUUCUUUGCUGGUAACUGCAGAGGGAUCUCUAGUGGCAGGGAGGUCAUUCUCACAUGCCUAUGUGGACAAUGUGAGGCCAUUCUACCUAGACAUAGUUGAAGCGCUGUGUGACUUGUCAAGUUUCUUCCAUCUGGGACUUCCAGUAUAUUAUUCCCAGCAUGUAUGGCAUCGGAUUAGAUCAGCAUGAUGUUUGGGAAUGGCCUGCAAGCCUUUACACUUAGGUUUUCAUUCUGUUGUAUUGCUAUGCGGCUUUAGGCAAGUUUGUUUAUUUCAGUACAUUUCAAAUACAGUGUGCUUUCAAAGGGGUAGAGAACUUUCUGUGAAAAUCAUUUUGACAUAGCAAACAGAAUGUAAUAGUCACAAGUUUGUGGUGACAGAUGUUUAGGUGAUGCAAAAAUUUGUUGAACUUGCCAGUUGUCCAACCAUUUCAGCUCAAAACAUAUACAUUUUCUGCUUUUCCUCCCUUGGAUCUUCCAAAUAGCAAUUUUAUCAUUUUGCCUUUAUAUCUAGAUUUUGGUGCAGAGAAUCCUAAAGAUUAUUCAUUAGAAGGUAGGAAUAUUUUUAAAUUUGCUAUUUUAAAAUACACCUAAUAUUUCUGGAGAGGGAACGUAGCUCAAUGGCAGAGCACUUGCUUUGUAUGCAGAAGGUCCCAGAUUCAAUCCCUGGCAUCUCCAGUAGACAGAAUCAGGAGGCACGUGAUGGGAAUCACCUCUGCCUGAGACCCUGGAGAGCUGCUACUAGUCAGAGCAGACAAUGCUGUGCUUGAUGGGCAGAUAGUAUGAUCUUCCUCUGCUUUGUCUGCUGCAUCUUGCAUGAUAUAUUUUUAAUCUGGAUUUCCCUUGACAGUAUGUGGAGAACAGAAGUAAUAGCUAUAACACCAGUUCUGCUCUCUGUUGCUGUAGUUCUUGGCAGUUCCUGUCCUUCAACACACCAUCUGUGGAAACUUGAUGUGCAAGUUUUUGUGCAUGUAUGACCUGAAAGAGUGGUCCACAUGCCUCUGAGAUUUUUCUCUACUCCAAUCACAUUCAAUGGGACAAGAAGAGAACCUUUUUCUUUGGGAAUUGUGGAGCAGAUUUGCUGGGCAACAGAACCUAAUCUGGGUGAAUGACCCAUAGCUUUGUGUGAGAUUAUUCUGUUUUUAUGGUCAUUAACUUUAUAUUAGUUAACUUGACACAGAAAGUGGAAAGAUCCCAGCUCCUCCAAAAUGUGUGUUCUUUCUUUCAGUGACACUAUCAUACAUUACUUUGGGCUAGGACAGGCAUUCAUAACUGAAUUUGUUCCCAUAACAUACAUAACACUGGCAUUUGGGGCAGGACUGUAGCUCAGAGAUAGGGCACAUACUUUGCAUUCAAAAGAUCCUAGGUUCAGUCCUCAGCAUCUCCAGGUAAGACUGCUGUCAGUCAAUGCAGAUAAUACUGAAUUACUUGGAUCAAUGAUCUAACUAGGUAUAAGGUUAGAUAUCCUCUGUUCCUGUUUUAAAGCCAGGCAGCUCAGCUGUUCUGGCCUGGAAAAUGUCUUCUAUUGCAAUAAAUAAUAUUGUGAGAUAAAUUUUUGCACCCAUCACAGGAUAGACGUCUGUAACCUGUAUGCAUUCCUUAUUAACCAAAAAUGUAAAAUCACUGUCAUGGAGAUUUGAAUUGGCUACUUGGCUCGAAUUUGAUUAUAAGUUGGCUAAUUUGUCACCAGCUGUUUUUCAAACAGUACCAGAGUCUGUCACCUCCAUAGGGUCUUUUUACCUUAGAGUGCAAGAAGUGAGUUAAGUGUCUAGGUUGUAAGUUCAGAUAAGUGGGUAUAGGAUUGUAGCUGCAGUGCUCACGUGUUGUCUCCAAGCUUCUCUUCUGCAUCUGCCAGACAAUACGGAAGUAUUGUAUCAGUCACUUCACAAGCAGAAUUACACUCGCACAAUGGCUCUCCCUUUCCUCUCCUCCCCCUGCAUGCUCCCUUCAUCUUCUCUUUAUAUCUAAUAAGCUGAUUUUGAGGGCACAUUAGGGGCUGGAGGGUAUAGGAGAGGAAGAAGUUCAAGUGGAACUGCAAUGUUAGAUACUGCCCUUUGUGCUUUUGAUGCAAAAUUAGCUUUCUGGUGAUGUGGGCGUAUGAUAGCACAGGCAAGACUUAUUUAAGUAGCACCUGGACCCCAACCUGCAAAAUGGGACUUAUUUCCAAGACCCCAUUCACAUGGCAGAAGGCACCUGUCCUGGCUACAAAACAAAAUGGCUGUGGUAGCACUGCUGCAACCCUUCUCUCUCCUGUUGAAGACCACUGUCCUACAGUGUUACAAUGCCUGGCUCAUCUUCCUUUAGUGCUGGCUAGUGCAGAAAAUUCUUGGAUACACUGAUGACCCUAUAAGCGCUCUCAUCUGAGCCAUUUUGGAUCCCUUCUGUCUCAAAUACAAAGCAAAGAUCUACUGUGCAUUGGAACUAGCUGUUUCUUCUUGGUAGAGCAUCUGUGUGGUCCCUGGGAUCGCUGUUGGCAGGAAACUGGAAAUGUUUUUUUUCCUGCCACUUCCAAUCUCAGGGCCCCCAAUGCUUUUAACAGCAAAUUCCAUUACAUACCUGCUUUUUUCUUCACUCCCAAGUCCCUAAUGGUCAUAAAAUCCUUUGCAGUCUUUGACCUUAGGAUUGUUCCAUUCACUACCUAGAUACGAUGGUUAAUAUAUAGAAUUGUUUGGAAUGUUGUUUUUAUUGCUAGUGUAGGGAAGUAAGUUGCUUAAUCCUUGCAAUCUUCUUCCAAGACUGCACUGAUGGACUGGCUGGUACUUGAUUAUUGCUGUGCCUAAAUUUCCAGAUUGGAAUAAUGGUAUGUUCCACUUCUACCUCCCAGGAAUUGUGUGAGGCUCAUGGAAUGUGUCUUAGUAAAGUAAUUGGGAGCCUUCAUGUAGCAGGAGCCAGAGGUGGAAAAAUCACUGAGAAUAGUUUGUGAUUUUUUAAAAAAACUUUGAAUACCUGCCCUAAACCUUUUUUGCCCGCUAUCCUUGAAAGCCUCUUCACCUGUUACUCUGCUUCCCUCAGGACUUGCUGGGCAUGUAUUUCCAGCACUUGGGGAGCACUCUCUCUCCUUUCUUUGUUCUUUUUAAUGGGAUGUUGUAGCAAUCCUCAGAUUGAAAUGUAUAUUUUUGCUAGAAGUUCAGACUCCAGGUGUUUUUAAUAAUAUAAAUAGUGACUGACAAUUUUAAAUUGGAAAUAAAUAUUUAAGAAACUAUUACACUGUAGCACUUCUUUCACCCAUUGCAGGCUCUCUUUGGGCUUAACAUUUCAUCUAUCUCUUCUAAAACUCACAGAGACUAUAAAUUCUUUUCAUUAAGAAUAACCACCAUUCACACUAUUAUGCAAGCUUUUGAGUUACGCUAAAUAAUUCCUCGGACAGGAUUAUCAAAACCAUUUUUUAAAGGGAAAAUUUGUUUGUGGGGCAAGUAUUAUAUUAAGCCUUGUAGUUUCUUUCAAUCUUGCUAGAUUAAUGGAGGAAGGUUUGCAGGCUCAUCAGAACUGAACAGUGCCGUGUGAAAAGACAGAGCGUUAUCUAGAAGUAUGCGAGGGCAGAAAAGCAAAUAGAGGCUCUCUUUUUGGAAAUACAAAAGCAAGCAAUUAACCAAACUUCUCUAGCACAACUUGAAAUUCUCAGGUAUAAGUGCAUGUAUUCACUCUACAUUUCACUUUGGCAGAUGAUGUCAAGUGAUGUUUU